Oppiella nova is the source of this 2142-nucleotide messenger RNA. Lineage: Eukaryota; Metazoa; Arthropoda; Arachnida; Sarcoptiformes; Oppiidae. The record is from the annotation of a GenBank genome assembly.
AUGCCUUUGGCUAAUCUGGUGGUGCCGUGGAGUCAGUCCAAUAAGGACAGCGACACUGUGAUCUCAUCGACGCCCAGUCCCGAAGACCUGCCCUCGCAGUCAGCCAUCAACGAGACGGCCGCCGAUGGACAGCAUAUCGACGACGAGACUAUGUCGACAAUGGAUGUGGAGAACAGUCGCGACAACUCGGUGGAGGAGAUUGAGGUGACAAACGUGACCAAAGAGGGUCACCCGGUGGCAGAUUCCGGCCACUUCUCGCUGCUCCGGGUGUUGGGCGAGGGAUCGUUCGGCAAAGUAUUCCUCGUCAAGAAGAUCAUCGGUCCCGACACCGGCAGCCUAUACGCCAUGAAAGUGCUCCGGAAGGCCACCCUUAAAGUGAGAGACCGGGUGCGGAGCAAAAUGGAAAGGGAUAUUCUGGCAGAGGUAAUGUUCACCGAAGAGGACGUAAAGUUUUAUUUGGCGGAACUGGCGCUGGCGCUCGACCACCUGCACACACUCGGCAUCAUAUACAGGGAUCUGAAGCCAGAAAAUAUUCUGUUGGACUCGACCGGACACAUCAGUCUCACGGACUUUGGUCUCAGCAAAGAGUCGCUAAACAACGAGAAGUCGUUCUCCUUCUGCGGGACCGUCGACAAGCCGCAUGAAUACAAGCUCUACGACUGGCCACAGGAUGGUAAGGUCCCCUGGUUGUCCUUCCUGUGCUUGCAACAGAUCAUGAAAGCCAAACUAUGUAUGCCUCAGUACCUGAGCCCCGAAGCGCAAAGUCUGCUCCGAUGUCUGUUCAAACGAAAUCCGGCCAAUCGGUUGGGUUCCGGGCCAGAGGCCGGCCAAGAGCUUAAAACUCAUCAAUUCUUCGCGACAAUAGAUUUCGAGAAACUGUUCAAUAAAGAAAUGACUCCACCAUUCAUACCAGCCAUCAAUCGCACCGAUAAUUUGUUUUAUUUUGAUAAAGAGUUUACUAAUAAAGCGCCGGAAGACUCGCCCGGAGUGCCGCCCAGCGCUAACGCACACGAGUUAUUCCGUGGGUUUAGUUUCGUAGCACCGAAUCUGUUAGAAGAGGAGACUCUGAUGCCAAACAACAACGAGAACAACACAAACGCCACAAACAGUUACGAGUCGCCAAAGACGUCGCAGACGGUGUCGCGGAUACUGUUGCGACAGAUCACCAAAUGCAAGGAACGCUCGCUUCACGACUACGACUUCUUCGAGGAGUUGGGCAAAGGAUCUUAUUCUUGUUGCCGCCGAUGCGUCCACAAAGAGACCGGCAAACAGUACGCCGUUAAGGUUAUCGACAAAUCAAAGCGCGAUUGUGCCGAAGAGGUAGCAGUUCUCCUGAGAUAUAGUCAGCACUCGAAUAUCGUUACGCUUCACGAUGUGUACGAAGACACCACAUCUGUCUACCUGUUUAUGGACCUCAUGUCCGGCGGCGAGCUUUUGGACAAAAUCCUGAAUCAAAAGUAUUUCAACGAACGCGAGGCGAGCGCCGUAUUGGAAGUGAUCGCCACCACCAUUAAGUUCUUACACGAAAAUGGAGUAGUUCAUCGAGACUUGAAGCCCUCCAACAUCCUAUACGCCGACAACUCUGGCAACCCCUCGUCGAUACGUAUCUGUGAUUUUGGUUUCGCGAAGCAAAUGCGGGCCGACAACGGAUUACUGAUGACUCCCUGCUAUACCGCCAACUUUGCCGCUCCGGAAGUACUUAAGAAGCAGGGAUACGACGAGGCCUGCGAUAUCUGGUCGAUGGGUGUCCUACUCUACACGAUGUUGGCCGGUGUCACUCCAUUCGCUUACGGACCCAACGAUACGCCGAAUGACAUCCUGUGCCGUAUAGGCGAAGGCAAGUUUGAUCUGUCGUCCGGCAAUUGGGUCAACGUUUCUAAUUCGGCAAAAAAUUUGGUGGAAAGAAUGCUUCACAUCGACCCCAAACAGCGCUACAAAGCGGCCGAUGUCCUCAAUCACGACUGGAUCCGAUGUCGCAAUCAGUUGCCGGAGACGGCGCUCUCGCACCAGGAGCUGAGCGUCAUUAAGGCCAAUAUGGGUCUGGUGUUCGAGGCGAUCAAUAAGCCGACGUCCAUCAGCUUAGACCCGGUCAAGACGUCAGACCUGGCCCGGCGGCGAGCCAACCGCAUAAUUGAAAACUAA